Messenger RNA from Ilex paraguariensis (yerba mate), 382 nucleotides. The record is from the annotation of a GenBank genome assembly. NCBI's taxonomy places the organism in Eukaryota, Viridiplantae, Streptophyta, Magnoliopsida, Aquifoliales, Aquifoliaceae.
CGUUUUUUCUAGCUCAUCAGUUUUGAACUCUCUUUGCACUUCGGCUCAUUGUAAAUUAUCUGGGAUGAACAGCGCUGGCACUCCUGGCGGAAUAGCCGGAGGUGGAGGAGGAGGAGGAGGUGGGGGAAGAUCAUGGCCUUCCACGACAUCUGUGUCAGCGUCAGGAAAGAGGAUACAGAAGGAGAUGGCCGAACUCAACUUGGACCCACCUCCCGACUGCUCUGCUGGCCCCAAAGGCGACAAUCUUUACCACUGGGUAGCCACAAUCAUGGGCCCUUCAGGUACUGCUCCUCCUCCUCUCUCUCUCUCUGUCUAUCCCGAGUGUGUGUCUAUGUGCCUGCAAAUCGAUUGGGUGUAUGUGUAUCUUUAUUUUUCCGGAUAG